CUCUCCUCCUCCUCCUCCUCCUCCUCUCUCUCUCUGCGUGGGGAUCGAGCUUCACUCUUCCACAGGCUUCAUGUCUGACAGCACAGAGACGAGGACAGAGACAAGAGUGGAGACAAGGAGAAGCAGGGAAGUCUCUUGUGUGACUGACUUUGAUUUUGUGAGCGCGUGACGCGGCGGGAAACUUUGUGUCCAUGUCACAGCUGAGGACAGGUCAGCUCACUCUUCUUCAGGCUGCAGCGGCGCGAGACCCACUCUUAAUUCUCCACGGAUUAAUUUAAGCAGAACACACACACACCGGAAACACACAGGGCGUGGUUAUGGACUUUAACCUGCUGACGGACAGUGAAGCUCGCAGUCCUGCUCUGUCUCUCUCAGACUCUGGGACGCCACAACACGACCAGGGAUGUAAAGGACAAGACAACAGCGACACAGAGAAAUCGCACCACAACCAGCUGGACGAGUCCAGCGCCGACGACAGCUCCCUGAAGAAGAAGCAGCGGCGGCAGAGAACUCACUUCACCAGUCAGCAGCUGCAGGAGCUGGAGGCCACGUUCCAGAGGAACCGUUACCCGGACAUGAGCACGAGGGAGGAGAUCGCCGUGUGGACCAACCUCACCGAGGCCAGAGUCAGGGUUUGGUUUAAGAACCGUCGCGCCAAGUGGAGGAAGCGGGAGAGGAACCAGCAGGCGGAGCUCUGCAAGAACGGCUUUGGCGCGCAGUUCAACGGACUCAUGCAGCCGUACGACGACAUGUACACGGGCUACUCGUACAACAACUGGGCCACCAAGAGUCUGGCCAACAGCCCGCUCUCCGCCAAGAGCUUCCCCUUCUUCAACUCCAUGAACGUGAGCCCGCUCUCCUCGCAGCCCAUGUUCUCGCCGCCCAGCUCCAUCCCCUCCAUGAACAUGGCGUCCGGCAUGGUGCCGUCCGCCGUCGCCGGAGUCCCCAACAACCUGGGCAACCUCAACAACCUCAACGGCCCCGCCGCCGCCGCCGCCGCACUCAACACGGUGGCGGUGACGGCAGCCACGUGCCCGUACGCCACCACCGCCAGCCCCUACAUGUACAGAGACACCUGCAACUCCAGCCUGGCCAGUCUGAGGCUCAAGGCCAAGCAGCACACCAACUUUGCGUACCCGGCAGUUCAGAACCCGGUGUCCAACCUGAGCCCCUGCCAGUACGCAGUGGACCGGCCAGUAUGAAGACGCUCCGCCAUGGUCGCCCCCGACGCAGCCAAUCAGCUGCGAGUCGACAGCCCCCCCGCCCCCCCCUCCUCCACUGACUUCACUCAACUCUCCAGCUCCAUCUCUAGGCAAGCAGAUGCGCUGCAGACUGGCAGAACAGGGUUCUUUUGGGGGGCGGUGCAAAAAAAACGGACGACGCACCGUCACUUCUGACGGAGACUGAACUGAGCAGCUGCUUCAAAGGAGUUCAAAGAUUAUCAUCCGUGAUCAUUUCCCCCCUCCCCCUGCCCCUCCCCCUUCUUUUGAACUGCAUGAUUAGAGUAACUGUAGAAACUAAAGGGUAAAAAAAAACACGGGACAAGAACAUGAGAUAUGGUCUUUGCUGCUGUUGCAGUAAAAAGGGACCUGUGGUUACGACGGCGAGGUGCCGAGGUUGUAUAUAUAUAACGGACUUUUUCUGUUUUGUAUGUGACAAAAAAAUAAUUACGAUGAUAAAAAUGUAGAACUUUAAAGAUGAGAGAAAGCAUGUUCUUCAAAAACGCAAACAAAGGCUCGUAAGAGUCAGAAAGUUCUGCUGUUUUUAAGUGUGGUUAUGCGAGUCACUGACACGCGUAGCACUGUGAGCGCCCCCUGCUGCCGAGAACCAGCCUCGAUCUACAGUCACUUUAAGUCUGCGAUUUCUUAAGAACGUGUUCACGUCUUUCUCUCACUGUUAGACAGGAAACUGAAG
Solea senegalensis (Senegalese sole) is the source of this 1914-nucleotide messenger RNA. RefSeq names its product paired-like homeodomain 3 (gene pitx3). The transcript has 4 exons. Gene Ontology annotation, molecular function: RNA polymerase II cis-regulatory region sequence-specific DNA binding; DNA-binding transcription factor activity, RNA polymerase II-specific. Gene Ontology annotation, biological process: anatomical structure morphogenesis; regulation of transcription by RNA polymerase II. The coding region runs from base 318 to 1202 and encodes 294 amino acids. The record is from RefSeq and is a predicted model, not a curated record. Gene Ontology annotation, cellular component: nucleus. Lineage: Eukaryota; Metazoa; Chordata; Actinopteri; Pleuronectiformes; Soleidae.